GCGUGACACCGCGCGGCAACGGUUAUGGAGCGCAAAGGAGCCGGCUGACGCAGUUUCCGUGAUGGCAGAGGCUGUGAAGGUGAUAGUCCGUUGUCGGCCCAUGAACACCAGGGAAAGAAACCUCGAUUGCAAGAACGUGGUGUUCAUGGACCACGACAUGUGCACCUGCUCGAUAGUCAACCCCUCCGACGGCUCCACGCCGCCCAAGACGUUCACCUUCGACGGCGUCUACGACACCGACUCCACCACGGAGCAGAUAUACAACGAGAUCGCCUACCCGCUCAUCGAGGGCGUGCUGGAAGGCUACAACUGCACGGUGUUCGCGUACGGCCAGACGGGCUGCGGCAAGAGCUUCACCAUGCAGGGCGUGGCGGAGCCGGCGGCGCAGAGGGGGGUCAUCCCGCGCGCCUUCGAGCACGUCUUCGAGGGCGCCGCGGUGGCCGAGGGCACCAAGUACCUGGUGCUCGCCUCCUACCUGGAGAUCUACAACGAGGAGAUCCGCGACCUGCUGGGCGAGGACGCGCGGCGCCGGCUCGACCUCAAGGAGCACGCCGACAAGGGCGUCUACGUGCAGGACCUGUCGCAGCACCCGGUGCAGGGCGUGCGCGACUGCGAGGCGCUCAUGCGCCUGGGCUGGGGGAACCGCGCCGUGGGGGCCACGCUCAUGAACGCCGACAGCUCCCGCUCGCACUCCAUCUUCAGCGUGCGGCUCGAGAUGCUGCGCGAGGGCGAGCACAUCCGCUCCGGCAAGCUGAACCUCGUCGACCUGGCGGGCAGCGAGCGCCAGGCCAAGACAGGAGCAACGGGCGACCGGCUGAAGGAGGCCACCAAGAUCAACCUGUCCCUGUCGGCGCUGGGGAACGUCAUCUCCGCCCUCGUGGACGGCAAGUCCAAGCACAUUCCGUACCGGGACUCCAAGCUGACGAGGCUGCUGCAGGACUCGCUGGGAGGCAACACCAAGACGCUGAUGAUCGCGUGCCUGUCGCCCGCCGACAACAACUACGACGAGACGCUGAGCACCCUGCGGUACGCCAACAGGGCCAAGAACAUCCGGAACAAGCCGAGGAUCAACGAGGACCCCAAGGACACCAUGCUGCGGCAGUACCAGGAGGAGAUCGACAAGCUGCGCGACAUGCUGCAGACGAGCUCCUCCGGCGUUCCUCAGGAGAUCUUGGUGCAAGAAGUGAGGUUGCAGUUCGAGGACGAGAUGAGGAGGUUGCGGGAGGAGUACGAGCGGGAGCAGAACAGCAAACACCAACUGCAGUCGGACCUGCAGGCGCUCAAGGAUCACUACGAGAAACAACUGUCCAACAUCAGCUGGCAGGCAAAAGAAAACAACAUUUCUGUAGCUUCCAAGGUGCCGGCUGUCACUAUCGACGCUAAGACUCCAUCAGAACUUAUAGUCAACGAGGCUCUCAGAAGUGAAAACAUGAAGGUCAGCCCUGCUCAGCAAGAAGUGCUGUUAAGGCUGAAGAAGCUGCAGGAGAGCAUGGUGGGCGGGGAGCGGGCGGGAGACCGCGAGCUCAAGGAGAAGAGACUGCGCAAGAAGAGGGCGUCGGAGCGACGGCUGCAAGCCCUCGCCAGCGUGCUGUCAAGGGUCGACGACGGGGACGGCGUGGUCUUGCAGGUGUACGAUGACAUCCAACAAGAACUUAGAAUUAAGACUGAUGCUUUACGAAAAUGUCGGACGAAGGUGAAGGCGCUGGAGAGAGAAAUACUGGACCUCCAGAGUGAGUUCGAGAACGAGCGGACCGAUUAUCUGGAGACGAUACGCAAGCAAGAACAACAGGUGAAGCUUUACCAACAAAUUUCGGACAAGAUUGCUACAGCUCUUAAGAAGGAGUGCAAUUACAGUGAUCUGGAGAAGAUAAGGAACCAGGCCGUGUGGAGCGACGACGCCCAACACUGGAGGCUGCCGGACGUGGUCUUCGCUCGGACCAGACUGCCGCCCGCCGGUGUGUUCACGUCGCUUGCCCCCGACCCCUCACCCCCGCACGGCCCGCCCCCCGACAGCGGUGGCGGCGGCAGCGGCGGCGAGUCGAGUGGCGGCUCCUCCGCGGGGCGGGGCGGCUGGCCCGUCUCCCCGCCCGGCGACGCUUCCGUCGCGCAAAGACUGGAGCGCAGUGAGAAGGAAGAUAUCGCAGGAACCUACUUCAAGCCCAAACGCGCCACGGAACUGCUCAACAAAGCGAGGGAAGACGCGAGUAGAGCUUUCAGUACGUGGAGGGCAGAGUUCGCGAGCAGGAACAAGGGCGCGGUGCCGAACGGCCACAGCUUGAACAACCUGCUGAACACCAGCUUGAACCAGGCCGGCUUCCACAGCUCGCUGAACGGCUUGAACCUGAACGCCACCUACGGGGGUUCCAGCCUGCCCGGCGGCUCCUGGGCCAACGCCGUCAGCAGUGUUCCGACCAACGGCUGGAUCGGUAACGGUUACAGCAUCUCUCCAGAUCAGAGCAUGAGACGACCGGCACGUCUGGAAGCGCUGCCUCUCGUCAACAGGAAGCAGAAUGGGAAGCUCAAGAACGGAAUUUCUCAGCCAAACACCAUGGACCUCAUAUAGUCCACAUGCCUGAAACUACAAGCAUACUACUACAAAAUGUGAUCAUGACGAACGCACAAUCGUAAUGAAUACCACAAGGCGUGUACUUUCACGUCGGUGUAAAUAAUAGGUGAUGCUCCAUGUUGGAUUACAUUUAAAUCUGGGUUAGAGGGCUUGAUUUACUUUGAUGCGAGAACACUGUAUGGGCGCCACCGUACGAAAGGGCACACGGACCCGGUGGAGACUCCUCUCGGGGCGUGGCGUCGCCCACGUGGGAGCGAGAUUCAGACCCUCUAAAUUUUGCACACCAAUUGCCAAGACCUGGCCCGCUCUCAGCGUCGAGCAUGCUUUAAGCAUUAACGCAGUGGGCUCUCAGGGCAUCCCACACGCCGCCAUGAAGAUGUUAUGCAUGUGGGCACAAGAAGAAAGGAACACCAUUUAAACCACACAUCUAGGUUUAUUAAGAAGUUACACGCUCCUGUAUACAUCGUCCUUUAAACAGUUAAAAAGCCCAAGGCACGAAUCAGCUUAUGUUGCGGUGUGGUCCACACACGUGGCCACACAAGAAUUACGUAAGGGUGAUUAAAUACUUGCGGAGAGUAAUAAGAAUAACUAUUUAAACAGCCCGCCGGCCGAGAGUAGCCCCGACGAGAAACGUAAAAAGAUUUAAAGGCUUAAGAACAUGAACGGUAAACUACUUAUCAGUGAAAACAAAUGGCGAGGUCCCCGGGAUUCUGGUGCGUCUGCUCUCGGCCAGUGAUGACGAAGGACCGGGGCGAGCGAAUGCUCUGCACGGACCCAGGGUGGCCACUCAAUUCAGCUGAAAAAAUUCCCUGACUUUUACAGGUUUUUUUGACCAGUCAAAAUCAUCGGCAAAAUUAAUUUAAAAAUAAGGCCCGUUGUAAACAACACAUACAUGCAGACAAAUCAUGCUAAAUAUUUAUUUCUAAAAAAUAAAAUAAAAAGAGAAACAAAUGCACAGUGUAGGCCUAGUUAAAAUUCCAAUAUUAAUUAAAAUUUAAAGCAAAAAUUGAGAUAUAUUCAGGCCUAGGUACAUACCUAUUCAAGCUGCUGGUACUUGCAUUUUUUGUAGCAUAUCACACAACACAAACAAAUUCUUCAACUUGACACUUUAUUAUUUAACACCCUCAAAAAUUGAAAGUUCAAAAAAAUACUCUCUCUAAACUAGCAUUUCCAUAAGAAAUUAUCAGUAGAAAUUUAACAAAAUUAACUACUUGGCUUGAAACAUUGUGUGAACUAGACAACUUCAUCCAAUGAUGAUCGAGGCGAGAAUGUUUUUCAAAUGCAGUCAUGCAUCCAAUCACUUCUUCUGACUCUAGAAGAAGAUGUAAUUCACGCUGAAUGCUGUCGGCUUGCACACCAGAUAACCAAUUGUGUUUCACCGAUAUUUCCAAGCAUGAUGCCAAAUUUUUCUUGAACAGAACAGAUUUAGUAGCAACAGCAGGAUCAAGAAAUGUCAGUGCCUCAGUUAGUCUGAAUUUCAGAGGAGACUUGUCCAACAAUUUUGUGGUACAUUGAGUUAGAGCUUGGCGACAACAUUGCUUGAAUUCCAAAAUCUGAAGUUCUUUCACUCCUUUUGCUUUUUGUAAUGCAUCUCUUACAGCAAAACCAACAUCAAUAUUUUUUGCAUGUAGCAAGUUAUCUGUGCUCAAAAUAAGUUUGCCUGGUGAAAGAAAAUUCUUCUUAAUGACAUCUUCCUUAACAAAACGUACCAUCAAUGUGUGUACCAAUGAGAAGAGAGCAGAAUGAAGAAAUGGAGCCACUGGAGAUUCUGUCUGAAACUGUCUUAAGAAAGGUUCUAACAAACCUGCAAGAGAAUAAAAGAAUGAAAGUUUUGCUCCAAACAGGUUGUCUUUGACACAUCUUGAAACAACAGAAAAACAUUCAUUCUGUCUAGUAUAUGCUUUCUUACCCUGCACUGCACACUCCACACAAAUUUUGACAAACAAGGUAGAAUUUCAAUAGCUCGAAGUGCAACUUUGCUGUUCUCUACCCAACAAAUAGAACAAAAUUUCAUAGGAAAUAUUCUUGUAUCUGUGUAUUGGAUAUAAUCUGCUCUACGUGCAGGUACAUUUUUGAAUAAGUUGUAGACUGCUCUCAAAAAUUCAACUAUCUCCCACUUAGUUUAACGUAUAGCUGCUUUAAAAGCACAAUGGACAGUGUGUAAACCACAAGAUCCUAUAUCUAGUAAUGUCGGCUUACUAGAGUCGUCACCUUUUAAGUCAAACAACAAAUCUUUCAAAAAUCUAUGAUUGACAUUUGGGCCAUCCAUUGACACUUGUAUAAGUUUACUUAAAUUUAUAUCAGACAGAGAGCUUUUAAAGUGUAUAAGCAAAUCAGCAGCCGUUGUAUGACCAAGAAAUGCAGACGUAAAGUACUGUGAUGAAACUUCAUUUUUUUCAGAGUCCCAAAAUCUUACGAAAAGGUCCAUCUGCUGCUUUUGAGCCACCUUGUUUAGACUCUCAUCAAACCCUACAACCACAUAGUUUCAAUCUGAAAUCAAUUUCACCAGCUGUGUUUUGAAAUAAGGCCCUAACCCAUGUACUAUUGUAUAUGCAACUUUAGUCCUCUUAAGUUGAAUUUUCUUGGCUAUUUCACUGUCAGGGAAAAGUAUUGGAAAAAGGUCAGCACUUCUAGCACCACUCCUAAAUGAAUUAUGUUCUGUCACAGAAUGCAAACACCAAUAUAUUUCAGACUUGGUUAUGCUAUCAUUUAAUAGAAAAGCAUGCAAAGUUUUCUUAGGCAUAUCAGUCACUGGACUUGGACUAACAGGUUCAGUGGCAUCCGUUGGGUACUUACUAACCGAAGCUUCAGAUGUGCUUUGUCCAUGUUUUAAUAGAACGUCUAUUUCCACACACUUCUUACUGUUUGCAGCUGCUUCUUUGUGUUUUUUUUUUCCCAUUCAUAUGGCUUAUCACGGCUUGUUUUCCCAUAUUGCUUAGGCUGAACUUAGUCAUGCAAUAACAACACCGGGAUGAAAAUUUAUUCGACUCGUCUUCAAGUAACCAUUGUGAAAAAUCUUCACACGCAAGCCAUUUAUAAUUAAAUCUAGUUUUUUUUUUUGUUUGGAGCACUACAUGACGAAAACUUGUCACUUAUUCUUCACAAAUAAAUAUUUACGUACCACAACUAAAAGGUUUGUCAGCCUUAAUCGACAUAUUUACGUACCAAAACUAAAAACACUUGCCAGCCUUCAUCGACGUAUCCCACCAUUUUUACACAAAAACAAAUAAUGAAACGCAGUUCUUAAGGAUUAAUGUAUACACAUACACUAACUUGUUUUAUUCACAAUGUUAAAAAAAACACGCCACAAGAAAGUUUUGCAACAAAAACUAUCCAUUUAACUGUAACAAGCCAUUCACAGAUGGUUAUAUGCAAGGCCUAAUAAUCAUGCAAACAACAGAACGGAAUAACGGAUUUACAAACCAUAAAAUAAUAGCGAGACAGGUGCACCAACUUAAUGUAUGAAAGCCACAAAAUGUUACGAGACAACACGAGGUCUCGAAAACACAAAUUCAACAUAAAUCCUACCUUUCAUUUUCUAUUUUACUAGUAAUAUUUUUAAAAAAUCCUGUUUCAACGAAAAAUUUCCAGAUUUUUGAUGAAAUUCCCUGACUUUCCCUGAUUUUUCCCUGUAGCUACAAAAUUCCCUGACAUUUCCUGGUUUCCAGGUUUUCCAGGUCGAGUGGCCACCCUGGGACCACAUGGCGUUUCUCGCGCCGAACCAAACUUUUAUGAUUGCGUGCCAAGGGUUAUUAAAAACUAGGCACACAAAACACUCGUACAAUAAAUGUGUGCUUUCUUGCGGCUAGAAUGAUUAAAACAUACAGCAAUUGAAAAAUUUGUAUUCCAACAAAGUCUAGCUUCGGCCCGACUCAGAUCAGCCUCAGGAAUGUCCUGUGCUGUCUUUUUUUAUAUGCAAAAUUAAACUAAGAUCUAUUAAAAAAAAAACCUUUCGGCCAAUCUGCCAUGCUACAAAAUGCUUAGGAUAAAAAAUAAAGGUUUACAAUUUAAUUUAUGAAUAUGUAAGGGGACAGAGCACUGAAGCUACAGUGUCCUUUCAAGUGUGUCGGUGGCGCGUCAUUCAAAUACACAUCACGCAGCACACAAACACGCGUACAUGUCAGCGGUGCAAAUGUCAGGAAGGAGUGGAUAGGGAUGCCUUGGGAGCGGAGUCUGACCAGACUUAAAGGGCCAAAGCCCCGAUCGACGUCAACAUAUUAUGUAGACCAAAAUUAAAACAAAAACCUUUGCCAAAAUUACGAGAGACCACUACUCUACGUAGUUCUGGGCUGUCUGCCAGUUUUUGAACAAAAAAGUAACACUUAAAAAAAUAUUUCCUGUACAGCUGUGUUUCGUUUGUAAAAAGACUUCAGUUUCUUUUUGUUUUCUAUAAACUUAUGUCAACUUUUUUUUAUUAAAAUGAAUGAAACAACAUA
This is a messenger RNA of Bacillus rossius redtenbacheri, 7002 nucleotides long. It is a transcript of the gene Kif3C, whose product is annotated as osmotic avoidance abnormal protein 3. The transcript has 18 exons. The coding region runs from base 62 to 2563 and encodes 833 amino acids. Gene Ontology annotation, biological process: mitotic spindle organization; spindle elongation; microtubule-based movement. Gene Ontology annotation, molecular function: microtubule binding; ATP binding; microtubule motor activity. Gene Ontology annotation, cellular component: microtubule associated complex. The record is from RefSeq and is a predicted model, not a curated record. Lineage: Eukaryota; Metazoa; Arthropoda; Insecta; Phasmatodea; Bacillidae.